AUGCCCUCUGUCAAAUCUCUCGCUUUCGGCGCGCUCAUUGCUGCGUACGCCGCCCCCUACGCCGCGGCCGACUGCUUCGACAUUAAGGGAACUCUGCAGGAGCUCUGGGUAACAGGCGCUCCGGACGAGGUCCCAGACAGUGGAAGCUGGCAGGUCCUGAAUAGCGAGGGUGUGGAAGUAUGCACUGUGAACGGAACCUAUAGCUCCAACACGGUCGAAUGCGUGAAUGCGACUUCUGCCGACUCGGAGUUUGUGCCGUUCGUCGAAUGGAGCUGGGGAUAUGAGAGGGGCGCAAACGUUACUUACUGUCCUGAGGCAGACAACAGCACUUGCGUCAGAAAAGAGUUCCUCUACCGCCAGGAGGGUUACGAGUGCUUGAAGCGACCUGAUCUCUGCGAAGCUAUCAAGGCCGAGUCGCCUCCCUGCAGUGCACUGGAGUGCAAGGCUGAGUCGAAGGAUGUUUGCAGCGAGGAGAAGGAAUCCGCAUAG
Molecule: messenger RNA, 489 nt
Organism: Aaosphaeria arxii CBS 175.79
Lineage: Eukaryota; Fungi; Ascomycota; Dothideomycetes; Pleosporales
Exons: 2
Coding region: 1-489 (162 amino acids)
Source: RefSeq, a predicted model, not a curated record